Molecule: messenger RNA, 2054 nt
Organism: Electrophorus electricus (electric eel)
Lineage: Eukaryota; Metazoa; Chordata; Actinopteri; Gymnotiformes; Gymnotidae
Source: RefSeq, a predicted model, not a curated record
AUGUUUUACUAUCCUAACGUUCUUUACCGUCAUGCCGGUUGUUUCUCCACAAUCUGGUUGGCUGCCACUAAAGGCAUCAGGAUAACUAGAAGGGAGUUCCUCAAGGUCAACAUCGGAAAAACAUGUGAGGAUAUAAUGGACUAUGUGCUAGUCCGGGUUCCACCUCUUCACCCAAGCCUACCACGUCCUCGAUUCUCUCUCUACCUCUCCUCUCAGCUGCAGUAUGGAGUGGUCAUUGUCUACCACCGACAGUGUGCCUUCCUACUGGAGGAGGUCCAGAACACCAUUGAGCGCCUUCUGCGUGCUGAAAUGCACUCGCAGAUUGACAUCCAGGAAAUGGACAGGUUGGCUCUGGAUAUCCCUGACCCGCUGUUCCUGAUGGAGGAGGCAGGGGGAGCUAUAGAGCCAUUCUUUGGAGUAAUGGGGAUUGAGUAUGAGUUGCCUAGACCCUGUCAGCUACCACAGUCAUGGCAAUUUAAGGAGACUUCAUCUCCAGAGAUCGCAUGCCGUCCGGUGACUAGCCUCACUGUCUCUCCUGAAACAAUUACCAUCAAAGAUAAGGAGCCACCGAGCAUCCUCACUGCUGAGUUUGGCGGUGCGGAGCUGCCCGAGGUCACGGCCCUUCAGAUUGAGCUGCUGAUGCAGCAGGAGGAUCCCUUCCUCCUCACAGGUGAAGUGGAGCACGACGAGAGAGAGAGGGUGGGCGAGGGGCAGAGAUGGAGAGAGGGGAAGGCUGCCAUGGUCCCUACGGAGCAACUGCUGCUUUUCUGCGCCCACUUUGGGCUGAAGUGCUAUAGCCUGAGGGGAAGAGCUGGAACAGGCGAUGGCCAGGAACUGCACCAGACUGUGAUGGAGGUGGUGAUGACAGACUAUGACGGCCAUGUCGACCUGACCCAGACUGUGAUGGAGGUGGUUAUGACAGACUCUAUGAUGGCUGUAUUGAAGGAAACAGUGGACAGGUCUUGGAUCAUAGAGGACACUGGACGACCAGUGGAAGUUUUCAAGCAAAUGGUUGCCAUGGAGAAGACCCCUCCCCCCUUAACCGUACCAGCCAUUAGUGAGCCCAGCGAGAAAGAUCUUGAACAGAACCAAGACACAGAGUGCUCAAACGGGGUCGCGCUUCCAGAAAACCGCCGCCACCACUGCCUGCGCAAACGCCAACUGAUCUUCGCUGACCAGCACAUGCAAAUUUCCCAGCAUGCAAUGCGAGAACAAAUCAGUAAUCCACUGACUGAGACUCAUGCAUUGUCUGAUGUCCUGCUGAAGGUUCCUCCCACGUUCCGGUUCUCGUCCACAGAUCUCCUCAGCUCUCCUUGCAACUCCCUCUUCCACCCGGAUCUCAGGUCACUGUGGAAACAGUGCUGUCUCCUUCCCCUGAAGAAGAGACAGCGCCUGCAGGAGCGCAGCGAGCCGUCCGAGAUGGAGAGGGAGCGGUCCGUGGAGGAGGACAGACAGCAGAGGAGGAGCGAGUCCAGCAGGGAGGUGCUGCGAGAGUCUUCGGAGGCUGGCCUCCUCCUCCCUGAGGUCUCAGCUGCCUCUGAUGUGGUACUGGACGAGUCAAAAGGAGACUCCUCUCAGAAUGACCUCAUCACCCCCGUCAGCAGAAGGUCCCCUAUGGAAGAGGGUGCAGGUGAUAUUGGAAGAGGCUCCAUGGAGAUGAUAUUGGAGGAGUGUGUGGAGCUGAACACAGCACCUGAAAAAGGAGAGAUCACUCCACACACCUUACUCAGGAUGCUGAACACGUACCUCCAACACUAUGGGGAAGUCUCUUUCCACUCACUGCUCCCCCCAGAGGCAGACCGAGGCAUUGUAGCUCAUGUGUUUUACAAAGUACUAGAGCUGGUGUGUUUAAAAAAGCUGUGGGUGAGACAGACUGAGCCAUAUGGACUCAUCGCGUUCAGGAACACACCACUGUAGACACACUUAACCUGCGUACUCAUCUCUGUGCAUGUUUUAAAUGUUGCACUUACAUGUUUUGGGAGAAGACAGAAUGUUCACUGAAGUACUGUGUUACUUCUAUUAACAAGAAUGUUUUUUAUCUGAUGAGUUACAAC